AUGGCGACAUGUAACCAUUUGAUAUGUUGUUUUCUAAUAUUUUUAUUAACUGUCUUUCCGUUACCGUCCAGCAUUCAGAGCGACAGUGGUGAAAUGUACAAGUUCAACACAAAAGUUGUUAUAAACUACAAUGGCUCGUGUCGAUGGUAUGCCCCGACCGAAGUAAAAACCGUCUGCAAAAUCGACAUCACGUACUUUCCUUUCGACGAGCAGCGCUGCACCAUGGUGUUCGGCUCAUGGACGUACACCAGCGGUUCUUUAAACCUAAAGCUCGCCCGAGAAGAAGUGGAUCUAUCGGGCUACAUUGUCAGUGGUGAAUGGGAUCUGGUGAAAGCCGAGGCCGUGCGUAAUGUGGUUAAGUACAGUUGCUGUCCAGAUCCGUUUAUAGACAUCACUUACUCAAUACUUCUGCGCAGAAGGGUGCUCUUUUACCUUAACAAUUUGAUCUUCCCCUGCGUUGCGCUCGCGAUUUUGACGGUGUUUGCGUUCUUCUUGCCUCCCGAGUCCGGUGAGAGAAUCUCGCUGAUCAUAACGAUUCUCCUGGGCUUGACUGUAUACACACUCAUAUUCACAGAAAACAUACCACCCACUUCAGAAGUCACGCCGCUGUUGACUAAAUAUUCCACCGCCAUAAUGGCUUUGCUAGGUUGUUCACUGGUUGUCACAUGCCUGGUUUUGUGGAUUUAUCAUCGUGACACGUCAGUAAAGAUGUCCACAACCUUCGAAUUCUUCGUCUUCAAAGUUCUUGCUAAAAUCCUUAGGGAAAAUCCUGAAUCGGAACAAACCCCAAAAGAUCCACCAAAACGAAAAUAUACUCCGGUGACUUUGGUCGCAGACCGCUGGCCAACGUACUUUCCCGUACAGCGACGUAAAACAUCAGAAAGCGGAAAUUCAAGUCCGCAAAGCCGCUCGCCGAAUGGUGCUCCCCAAGAAUUCGUGUUUCCCGCGCAAAUGGAGCGUAAAAUGGAUCAAGUUAUCGCCAAGCUCGAUGCAGUUGCGAACUCUUUGACAGUUGAUCAAAGUGAAGAAGAAAAGAAAAAGAAAUGGCAGGCAGCUGCCCAAAUCAUCGACAAAAUUUUCUUCUGGUUUUUCACAAUAGUAGUUAUCACAGUGACUGUUGUAAUGUACUUUAUGAUCCCUUCCUAAGAAUUGAACUGGAUUAGAACAACAUGAUUUAGAGGACUGUAGAUCUAUGAAUCAAACCUCUUUCUAUGAGAGCGACAUUCAAGUGGAAGCUAUUAAGAUGAACUUUGAAGUGAAACUGUUUAUUACGUUGUGCAAGGAUGUUUUAACUUUUAGGUCUUUGAAACGAAACCUUCGCGUAUAACCAUUCAAAUGAAAGUUAUCCAGCAAAACUGUCACGCCGCAUUUCUACUUAGCUCUGUAUAUUACGUAGUUCAUAAUGGCCCCAACUUCUGUAACUCUGUAGAUGGAAAACUCAAGUGCCAUCAGGAAAUCUGAAGCUAUUGACAAGUAUUUUUAUCAGGCACCGAUUUUUUUCAUUAUCUAUUUUUGUACAAUUAAAUUUGGGUUUUUUUUUUCUUGUUUAUUGCUCUAAGCAAUACAGGAAUUAAAGAACAAAAAGACAAUUUAGUGAUCGAUCUCAGAGGAACUUUGUAGCUAAUCGAAAACCUAGAUCCUCGUAGUACCAAGUACCACACCGAUCAUAUUCAAAUUGUAUCGUUUCAUAUGUAUACGACUGGAUGUAUGUAAACUGUAGCAAUAUUUUGCACCAAAUGACCCAUAUAGACUAUGAUUUCACGACUCCCGUGGGCCUUGAAAUCACUCCAAGCGAUGGAAAAAAAAAGGAGAAGAGCAGGAAACGGAAGACAAGAGAGUGGAGGGAAAAAGACUGAAAUUCCUAUAAAAUUUACGUCGCCUACUUUCUCUUUAACAAUGUUUUCAUACAUUCGGACAUGUAUGUGGUAUAGGGUAUAUAGUAAACGAAUUUAAAAUAGACUUUGAAUCUACACUUUGAUUCUCAAAAUAUCAGGAUCAAAUAUCGAAGCCUGUUUUGUUACUUGAUGAAUCAAGAGGAUAUUAUCCUGUCUGAUAACGCAACUAAGGUCAUUUCAAAACGCAAAGAGAAUUUGGUUAAAAAAGAUCCUGGUUUUUGAGAUUAUUCUGAGCGGUAUGGAAUUGAAGCCAUAGAAAUGUAAUUUAGAACCGAAUCGAUAGAUAAUCAGGUAAUGACUUAAAUCCACUUCCUCAUGUUUGGAAUCAAUACACAUGCUAGACAACAGGCCAGAUGCCAUUUGAUUGGACAGUUCUUGGGGUUCUCACGUGCGAUAGAUCGUGCGAGGUAGAUCACUGGACAAAGUUCAAAGCUCAAACAAGAGUUGUUGAUUAACUGAAAUUUAUUUCCGAUGGUCAAUAAAUUGUGAUUCUUCAGAGAAACCUACUACUACUGGAAAACCAGUCACAAUAAAUUUCACUAAACAUGGGUCUCUGCACUAUGUGAGGGAGUUCUUUGACAGGAAAAACUCGAUCGCUAAGGUUACCGUCUUAAAUUUAGUUCACAUUCCUGCUUUUCAUGGUUUUUGGCCACGUACAAAAUUACCUUU
This is a messenger RNA of Orbicella faveolata, 2564 nucleotides long. RefSeq names its product neuronal acetylcholine receptor subunit alpha-3-like. Lineage: Eukaryota; Metazoa; Cnidaria; Anthozoa; Scleractinia; Merulinidae. The record is from RefSeq and is a predicted model, not a curated record.